UGCAUCCCCCCUACCCCUCCCAAUAUUACGUCGGUUCCACAGACCGGCGGCGCCCCGCGCCCGUGCCCACCAGUCAGUCCGCCGCUUCCUGCUUUCCGCGAGCCUCGCCGGCUUCAUCUGCCACGCCUCCAUCUCCUCUGCUCGGGGAGCUCGUCUCGCUCGGAGAAGCCCAGAUCUUCGCGGCGUCCUCCAUUCCGGGCCGGCGGGCCGCGUGCGCUAGCACUGCCGGAGCGGAUUCGAGGCGAGUUUUCGGGACAUUUGUGUUAUUCCCCUCGAGUUAUGCGAAGAACGGAAGGUUUGUGAAAUUCCGUCGGAGUAGAUCUUUGCCAUGGUUGUUGGGUAAAGGAAAUGGCGCAUUUGGGGGAUAUAAGCUGCUGCGGGUGUGGUUUGUGGUCACAUGGCUCUGCUCCUGUUAGCGUAAACGCGUCUACGCAGUCCUCACGAAUUAGAGUGCACGCGGUGUCUCUGGAUUAUCCCACUACGACUGAGCAGAAAAAUGAGAGAAGUCUAGUGGUGAUGCGGCCAGGCCACAGACUACGGGAUGAUUCUGUAGAUGCUGGUGCAGCCCAGGGAAGUAGCAGAACAUCUGCAGAAAUUGAGAAGGCUGUCUCAUCCCUGGAAACAAACCGGAGAAAGCUGUUGAAUCAGCAAACCAUGCCAAAAAAACCCUUGAAUUAUAACUCAGACAAGGUAGCAAAUGGGGUAUAUUUCUCGAAGCAUAAAGCCGAGUGCUACGCUGACAGCUUCCGCAAGUACUGCAACAAUGGGAAGCUCAUUCAAGCUUGCCGUGUCAUUGAUGAGAUGGUGUUACAUGGCCAAGUCCCAGAUUCUAAGUGCUGUGUUAGAUUAAUCCGUGGGCUUGUGAGAACUGGUAAGGCAAACAAAGCUAAGCAUGUUCUUGAGGUCAUGGCACUUUCAGGCGGGGUUCCAGACACAAUCACCUGCAACAUGUUGAUCGCACAACUUUGCUGCGAAGGGCAGCUGAGUUCUGCGAUGAAAGUAUUGGAGGAUAUGAGGUUUACCGGUUGCUCUCCAAGUGGCAUCACUUUUAACACUUUGAUUAGGUGCAUGUGCAGCCAGCAUAUGUAUGACAGGGCAGUCUCCUUUUGGAAAGAGCAGUUAAGAAUAGGUUGGCCACCAUAUGAAAUGACAAGCACCUUGCUUGUUGAUCUUGUAUGCAAAAAAUGUGGUCCCAAGCAGGCCCUGGAAGUAUUAGAUGAACUUGCUUUGGAGGGAUGUCAACCAGAUGUUGUUACCUACAAUGCUCUUAUCAGUGCAUCAUGCAAAGCAGGCAGUUUGAAGGAUGCAGAGAUGAUAUUAACUCGUCUUGCAGCUGAAGGCCUUGAGCCAAAUAGUACAACCUAUUGCAUCUUGCUUCAUUCCCUCUGCGACAAGAGAAGGUGGUCUGAAGUAGGUGAUUUGCUUGCACACAUGAAGCAGGCAAAUCGUGAGCCUGAUGUUACUGCCUACAAUAUCUUUAUCAACUACUUCUGUAAGUAUGGACAUCUGGAUCAGGCAAUUGAUGUUUUAGAGAUGAUGGUGAGCAAGAAAUGCUUUCCUGAUAUAGUGACAUACAACACACUUCUGAAUGCCAUCUCUAAAAGGGGCACGGUUGAAGAAGCUCUUGGGAUUUUUCAUUCUAUCAGAGCAAAUGGAUGCCACGUGGUUCGUAUUACAUACAACACCCUCAUAGAUGCUUUAGCAAAGAAGGGUGAGGUUAUUAAAGCUAUGACUUUGUUUGAUGAGAUGAUCAGUGACAGGAUCAGUCCUGACGACGUCACUUACGGUUCACUUGUUAUGGGAUUCUGUAAGAAAAACAUGGCCAAGGAGGCACUGGAGCUAUUGAAUCAGAUGCUUGCUCUUGGCUUUGAGGUUAAAGCAACCACUUUUGUCAUGACGAUCCAGGCAUUGUGCAGAGAUUGUAAAGCAGAAGCUGCUGUUGAAAUACUGAGAGUAAUGGUAUCAAAAAAUAUUAACCUCAGGAGUGCAUUAUAUCUAUCUAUAGUCACAAGAGUUGCCAAGUCAGGCUGGCGUAAAGAGGCCCAAAUGCUACACCAGGAGUUAGUUGAGUGCAAGGUCCUUAAAGAAGAUUCCCAAUUUAUUUUGAGCAACUAGUUGAUAGAUUUCAAGAUCUUUUAAGUAACUCAGUAGUCAUGAUUCAUGAAAGUGAUGAAACAUGCAAAUCAGCUAACGCAGCAGAUAAUUUCUGGAAGUUUUGUAAUGUGCAUACUGUCUUCAGUAAGGUGCACUUGUUUGAGGGAGAGGACUGUUGGCCAAUACCACACCAUGAUGCUUGCUUGAUGGUUCUUGACAUAGAAUGGAGUCCGCGAUGUCAUGCUCCACAUUUGCUGCUUGUUUAAUCUCAUAAAGCAGCAACAUUGUUCAUUUACCCUGUUUCCGUGCCCUUCUUCAGCCCACAUUACCUCGCUAAACAUGUUUUUUGGCUGAUGAUUGAUUUUGUGCGCGCUUGUUGAGUAAUUAUCUUUGUUCAUAUAGCAAUCUCAAUGAAGCCUUGAUGCUCUA
Molecule: messenger RNA, 2523 nt
Organism: Phragmites australis (common reed)
Lineage: Eukaryota; Viridiplantae; Streptophyta; Magnoliopsida; Poales; Poaceae
Product: pentatricopeptide repeat-containing protein At1g08610-like
Exons: 3
Coding region: 349-2115 (588 amino acids)
Molecular function (GO): protein binding
Source: RefSeq, a predicted model, not a curated record